Cladophialophora yegresii CBS 114405 is the source of this 732-nucleotide messenger RNA. RefSeq lists its product as uncharacterized. The record is from RefSeq and is a predicted model, not a curated record. The transcript has a single exon. Lineage: Eukaryota; Fungi; Ascomycota; Eurotiomycetes; Chaetothyriales; Herpotrichiellaceae. The coding region runs from base 1 to 732 and encodes 243 amino acids.
AUGGUCAAGCGAUCACGCGAGUCAUCGAUUCUCUCGAUUGAAAGCGACGAGCAAAGUCCAGUCACACCAAGCUCUGAAUCUCACCCUCCUGCGAAGGUUGCAGCCGCUAUGGUCGAUGCUCCGGCGGCGAAGGCUGUUAUGCUGUGUUCCUUACCGCCUCACCGGGAUACCCUUGAUUUCGCUUCUAUUGAGGACUUCGAGAUCCACUAUGUCAAAGACCAUUCGAACCGGUGUACUUCAUGCAGCAAAAACUUCCCUACAGCGCAUUUUCUAGCCUUGCACAUUGACGAAAACCACAAUCCAAUCCGAGAGGCAUUGCAGGCCAAAGGUGAGAAGACGUAUGGCUGCUUCGUCGAGGGCUGUGACAAGAAAUGUUCCACCCCACAGAAAAGGCGCCUCCAUCUAAUUGACAAGCACUUGUUUCCCAAGAUGUACAACUUCCGCAUUGUCGAUACCGGCGUUGACCAGUCGACCUCCAUGCUGCGCGAGGAUCGCCGCAGGAGAGUCUCGACGACCGCUGAUCGGACGGCCUCAAGUGGUACCCGGAGACGGCAAUCUCAAGCAGGGAAGCAGCAGAUAUCAGCCGCUGUCCUGCCUGAUGACAAACGCCUGAAUUUCCAUCCCGAGCAGAAUGUCUCGGAUGCAGCCAUCAGAGAUCUGGAAACAUCCAUGUCCGCGUUGCGAUUCGUGCCCCCACAAAUCAGGCAGCAAAACACGCGAAAUCCAACGUGA